UGGGAACCGUGCAGUUGACGUCUCGAUCGCAUCCCGCUGCUACUUGGCAACUUUCAUACACCCCUCUGGUCUUGUUUGGGAGGGGAGGUUACGCUUGGAAAUAUCUCUUUCGUCUUAUAAUCCUAAUAAUUCGCCGAUUCCCACUUUCUAUGACAGUUGCUGCGGCCGUUUCUUAGUCUGGUUAUCUCCUAAUCUAUAGUACCUCUCGUUACUUCCGCUCCUUUACUUUCACCAUGGUUCGUCUGAGGGAGAUUCCCCGGACGGCCACAUUUGCCUGGUCUCCCGGUGCUGCGUCGCCAUUGAUUGCUACCGGUACUCGGGCCGGCGCAGUUGACGUUGAUUUCUCCAACGAGACAUGCCUCGAGCUGUGGGACUUGGGCCUGGAUCGUCAGAGUGCCGGCGAAGAGCUGCAGCCUGUAGCGAAGCUUGAUACUGAUUCCGGUUUCAAUGACUUAGCGUGGACGCAAUCCGAGGAGAACACACGGGGAGUAAUAGCUGGCGCUUUGGAAAACGGAUCAUUGGACUUGUGGGACGCCGAUAAGUUACUCAAUGGGUCGAGUGACGCCGUUAUCUCGAGAACCUCCAAACAUUCAGGAGCCAUCAAGGCCCUCCAAUUCAACCCCAAACAUUCUAAUCUGCUGGCAACCGGUGGCGCGAAGGGAGAGCUGUACAUCUCGGAUCUGAACAAUGUCGCAAACCCCUAUCGACUCGGUGGUACCGCUGCACGCGCGGAUGAUAUUGAGUGCUUGGACUGGAAUAAGAAGGUUGCGCACAUCCUAGUUACUGGUAGCAGUGCGGGAUUUGUCACCGUUUGGGAUGUCAAGACGAAGAAGGAGAGCUUGACUCUUAACAAUAUGGGUCGUAAAGCUGUCAGUGCUGUUGCCUGGGAUCCUGAGAAGCCUACAAAACUCGUUACGGCGACACCAUUGGAGUCAGACCCCAUGAUCUAUGUCUGGGAUCUCCGUAAUUCUCAUGCCCCAGAAAGGGUUCUCAAAGGUCAUGAAUCCGGCGUCUUGUCGCUUUCGUGGUGCAGCCACGAUCCUGAUUUGCUUCUCUCUUCCGGAAAAGACAAUCGUACUCUUUGCUGGAACCCACAAACAGGUCACCCUUACGGCGAGUUCCCUGUCGUUACAAACUGGACCUUCCAGACUCGUUGGAAUCCCCACAACCCCAACUUCUUCGCUACGGCUUCCUUCGAUGGCAAGAUCGCGGUCCAGACUAUCCAAAACACCAGCACCGAAACUGCUCAGGCCAUCGCAGACCAGAACCAAGCGCUUGAUGGGGAAGAUUUCUUCGCAAAGGCACAGAGUCAGCCGCAGGUUUCGAGCUUUUCGCUCCCGAAGGUUCCUAAGUGGCUUGAGAGACCCUGUGGUGCCACUUUCGGUUUCGGAGGCAGAGUGGUUUCUGUCAACUUGGUAGAGAAGGGCCAGCGUGCUUCCAAGAUUAAGAUCACCCCGUUCGAAGUUGAUGAGGCUGUUGGACAGUCUACUGAGACCUUUGAGAAUGCUCUUAAGGAGGGCGAUCUUCGAAGCAUCUGCGAAACUAGAGCUGCAAACGCCCCCACUGAUGAAGAGAAGGCUGACUGGAAGGUCAUUGAGGCCUUGAUCUCUGAGGACCCCCGAAAGGGGCUUAUCGAAUACCUCGGAUUCCAGGAUCAAUCUGCUGAUGAGGCUGCCGAGAAGUUGGCUAACCUUGGCCUAGAUAAGGAGGAAACUAAUGGAGAGUCGCCCAAAGAAUCCCGCGGGCCGGGGGCGAAGAAGCACAGGCGCCUGCAAUCGAUGUUUGAUGCGAGCCCUGAAGAAGACAACUUCUUGUCCGACCUAGCCGCGUCAAAGGGAGCCAAGACUAACAACCCCUUUCGGAUCUUCAAUGGUUCUGAGACGGAAGCAGACAAGGGCAUCACCAGAGCAUUGCUCCUCGGCGAUUUUGAGAAGGCACUGGAUGUCGCUCUCAAGGAAGAUCGCUUGUCUGAUGCUUUCAUGAUUGCUAUUUGCGGUGGUCACAAGUGCAUCGAAAAGGUGCAGGAGCACUAUUUCUCCAAACAAACCGAGAGCCCGAACUACGUUCGCCUGUUAGCAUCCAUUGUUGGCAAGAACCUCUGGGAUGUUGUGUACAACGCCGACUUGUCUAACUGGAAGGAAGUUAUGGCAGCGCUGUGUACCUUUGCUGAAGAAAAGGAAUUUGCUGAUCUUUGCGACGCUCUUGGUGAUCGAUUGGAGGAACAAAUCCGGGCUACUAACGAUAAGAGCCUCCGCAAAGAUGCUUCAUUCUGCUUCCUCGCUGGUUCCAAAUUGGAGAAGGUUGUUGAGAUCUGGAUCGAGGAGCUUCGCGAGAAUGAGCAAAAAGCCAUUGAAACUGCUACGAAUGAUAACUCCUUCUCGAUCCAUGUGCGCGCUUUGCAGGGACUGAUUGAGAAGGUGACCAUCUUCCGCCAAGUCACUAAGUUCCAGGAUACGGAGCGUACAAAAGAGUCGGGCUGGAAGCUUAGCAACCUGUACAACAAGUACAUUGAGUAUGCUGACGUGGUUGCUACUCAUGGACGGCUACAGGUUGCUCAAAAGUAUCUUGAUCUUGUUCCGGAGAAGCACCCCGAAGCUGAAGUUGCAAGGAAUCGUAUACAGCUGGCCACGAGGCAACCAGCUGCUCAGAAGAUGCAGCCAGUGUCUACUGGUCGUGGAACACCACUGAGCAAGCCUCUCCCACCAACCAACGCAUAUCAGCCUCAGACCACAUUCACGCCGGUUGCACCAGCUGCAGCUCCUAGUCCUUAUCCUCCUGCGGCUCCUGCUUCUAACCCAUACGCGCCUCCUGCUACUGCUGCUCCCAAUCCAUACGCACCUCCGGCUCCUGCUACGAACCCUUACGCCCCGCCUGGUGCUGCGGCCACACCUCAGCCAACCAACCCAUAUGCACCAGUUUCCGGCGGCGGUUAUGCUCCUCCCUCGGGAUAUCAACCCACACCGCCACCGUCCUAUGGUGCUAAGCCCUUAGGUGGUUCAGUGCCUCCUCCGCCACGUGCGUCGAAUCAAUCUCCCGCUACUAUUACCACAUACACUACCGCCACCAAUCUCCCUGCUUGGAAUGAUCUUCCUGAAGGCUUUGCGAAGGCUCCGACGCCGCGGAGAGGAACUCCCGCCGGAGCUGCCGCACCAAUCAGUUCGCCAUUUCCGAACCAAUCCCCAUCUCUCAGCCAGGGACCUCCACCACCCGGGGCUCUGCCUACUCAGCGGACACCCUCGGUUCCCCCUCCGCCAAAAGGCACUGCACCACCUCCCCGGGUGACUUCUCCGCCUUCUGCUAUCCCGUCGGGACCUCCUCCGCCCUCAAACCCUUACGCAUCCUUACCUCAAUCUCCUCAGAUAACCCCCAGCACUAUGGCAGUACCGGCAGCAAUCCCCCGUGGCCCGUCUCCUUACAACACUCCGCCGACUAUGCCUCCACCGACUAACCGGUAUGCCCCAAGCCCAGCAGCUCAAGCGGCAAGCCCACAGUUUCAGGCGCGGGCUCCUGUUCCUCCCCCUCCUCCGGCAGCUGCCUCACCAUAUGCCCCCCAGCCUCCGGUAGCGAGCCAGUAUGCUCCCACUACGCCAACGUCGACUGCUCCUCCGCCAAUACAGCAAGGACCGCCUCCAGCUGCAGGCUCUAGGCCCGGCACGGCUUCUUCACCAAAGAAGGCGGCACCCGCGCCUCCCAAGUAUCCUCCUGGUGAUCGCUCCCACAUUCCUGCAGACGCCAUGCCUAUCUACGAGAUCCUCACGGCGGAUAUGCAGCGCAUCAAGGGCCGUGCGCCUUCAUCCUUCAAAGCACAAGUCGACGAUGCUGAGCGUCGGUUGAGCAUUUUGUUCGAUCAUCUAAAUAACGAAGAUCUGCUCAAGCCAAACACCGUUUCGGAUAUGGCAGACUUGGCCCGUGCCAUUCAGGCGCGUGACUACGACACCGCACGUGCUAUCCACGUCGAUAUCCUGACAAACAGAACCGAAGAAUGUGGUAACUGGAUGGUUGGUGUGAAACGUCUCAUCAGCAUGAGCAGGGCCACUCCGUAAAUAGUUGUGGCAUCCAAUCAACGUCUGGGGCAAGGUGAUGAGUAUUCGUAUGAGAGAGGAAUGUCUAUGCUUUCAUAUACGUAUUGUUGGUCUUCAGGCUAGACCAGUCGUGCGAUUUGCUCAGGUACUAGUUUUAGAAAUUGUUUCUUCUUGUCUAAAUGUUAUUAUGUUCGAUUGAUUA
This is a messenger RNA of Aspergillus alliaceus, 4224 nucleotides long. RefSeq names its product putative protein transport protein (SEC31) (gene sec31). The record is from RefSeq and is a predicted model, not a curated record. Gene Ontology annotation, biological process: endoplasmic reticulum to Golgi vesicle-mediated transport; COPII-coated vesicle cargo loading; intracellular protein transport. Gene Ontology annotation, molecular function: protein binding; structural molecule activity. The transcript has 8 exons. Gene Ontology annotation, cellular component: endoplasmic reticulum exit site; COPII vesicle coat. Lineage: Eukaryota; Fungi; Ascomycota; Eurotiomycetes; Eurotiales; Aspergillaceae. Bases 234 to 4043 code for a protein of 1269 amino acids.